AUGUCUGCGCCAGAGACUCAGAGCAACAAACUCCAGGAUUCAAUUCAUACGGAGAAUGUCGUCCCCUCACCGCAAAAGCCAAUGGAAGGGGCCCUCGACGUGGAAGAUCCUGCAUGUCCUCGGAAUUGGCCAUCGUGGAAGAAAAAUGCCCAGAUCCUGAUGGUCGCGUUCCACUCGAUGUCUGCAACGUUCAUUGCCGCUGGAAUCAUCCCUGCUUAUGAGGCGUUGGCAGAGGAGUAUGGCAUCACAGUGCCCGAGGCGAGCUACCUGACCUCAGUCCAGAUCCUCCUCUUCGGCCUCGCCCCGUUCAUAUGGAAGCCAAUUACAGAAAUAUACGGCCGAUACCAUGUCUUCUUGCUGUCGGUAUUUGGGUGCAUGCUGUGCAACAUUGGAUCAGCCCGAUCUACCACCUACGCCGCCCAGAUGGUUUCAAGAGUACUGGGUGCAAUCCUUAUAUCGCCGCCGUUUGGAAUCGGCAGCGGAGUGAUUACGGAACUGUGCGAGCCAGAACAUCGAGCGCAGAAGCUGGGCUGGUGGACCUUGCUGCUCACGCUGGGGACGCCCUGCGGCCCCUUCAUCAUGGGAUUUGUGUCUCAACAUGCCGGUGUACAGUGGAUCUUCUGGAUCUUCACCAUCGUGAAUUUCGUGCAGUUGGUUCUCUAUGUAGCUAUCGGCGAGGAGACGCUGUACAUCCCCGGACAGCCAAACAGUACCAGCAGGGGGUUCUUUGCGAAGUUCGUCCCCAGACGCAUUAAUCCUCGUCCCCUUCGACUGCGCGAGUUCAUCGAGCCUGUCUUUCUCUCACGACAUACCCGAGUCCUUAUCCCUGCUAUCGCCCAUUGCAUUGUCUUCUGCUACGCGAAUAUCGUCCUGAUCGUGGAAAUGCCCAUCGCGUUCGGGGAAAAGUUCCAUUUCAACGCCCAACAGAUCGGUCUACAAUUCAUCGCCAUAAUUAUCGGCUGCGUGCUUGGUGAACAGCUGAGCGGACCUAUUUCCGAUUGGUUCUUGAUGAUGUUGAAGCGAAAGAGAGGGUAUUUCCAUUCAGCAGAUCGCCUGUGGCUUUCGUAUAUUGGCUACGCGACGGUCGUUGCCGGCCUCCUGGUCUGGGGCUUCCAGCUGGAAAAAGCCGAUAGUACCUGGAAUGUCACUCCUUGUAUUGGAGCGGCCAUUGCAAGCUUUGGCAAUCAGAUCAUUACCACGAUUUUGAUCUCGUUCGCGGUGGACAGCUACAAGGAGCAGUCUACCGAUGUGGGUGUUUGCAUCAACCUCUACCGUCAGAUAUUUGGAUUUAUUGGCCCGUUCUAUUUUCCGCAAAUGUUCGAAACCCUGAAGCUGUCUGGUGCUGCAGGCGUGAUGUGCGCUGUUGUUGCUGUCGCUGCUCUGCUUCCUACAGUCGCCAUACAAUUCGCUGCGUCGAGGGCAAAAGCUGGACUUUGA
Messenger RNA from Aspergillus puulaauensis, 1437 nucleotides. RefSeq lists its product as uncharacterized. The record is from RefSeq and is a predicted model, not a curated record. The coding region runs from base 1 to 1437 and encodes 478 amino acids. NCBI's taxonomy places the organism in Eukaryota, Fungi, Ascomycota, Eurotiomycetes, Eurotiales, Aspergillaceae. The transcript is spliced from 3 exons. Gene Ontology annotation, biological process: transmembrane transport. Gene Ontology annotation, molecular function: transmembrane transporter activity.